AUGAAGCAAAGACGAAGUCGCAAGAAAAGUACCAGCAGCGAUUCCGAUCCGAAAUCCACUCACAGCUCUUCUCCGUCUGCAAAUUCUACUUCAUUCAUUGGUCACGAGCUACUGGAAUGGCAGGGCGAGAAUCACGCGGUCAACCGAGCUUUGGCGAUUGAUACUCGCACUUUUGACACGAAGGAGGCGCUCCUCAUAAGUUCUAAAAUUCGUAAGGAUCAGGAAGCCUUCUUAGGCGUUCUUGUGGCUCGUGGUAUUACGCCAUCUUUCUUCGCUACGACCACAGCGUCCGAAGCCACAGGCAGCCAAAUCGUCGUGAAGUCCACGCCGGGAUCCGACCUCGAAGCCAUGGUAAAGGAAAAGACUGUGCGGCUUUCCCAAGUUUCCUUUGCGGUAAAAGCAUCUAAAUUCGGAAGCAACUCCUUUCAUGUCCCAAAGGGGAUGAACAACAAAUGGUCUUGGAAGCUCUUGUUGGGAAUGAGUAAGAACGCGUUGCAAAUCGUUCCAUCGUUGCAAGAAGAUGCAUCUCACGCUAUAAGCGACAAACCUGGUACCGGCCUUCCCAUAGAUGUCACUCUUCUUACAAGCGAUAUUUCUUUUUUUGCGGAUCUAAACGAAAAUGCACACGGCCAGGCAGCCUUGACUUUUUGGGAUUCUGCGAUUCCGUAUUUCCAAAACUCAGAAAUCUCAUCGAUACAAAUCGUAAUCGCGAAAACGGGAAUGCUGGCGCUUCAAAUUCCUCCCACAGAAAGCGAAAAUGACGACGAUACGAUCAACAGGGUGCGGCAACCAAGCACGAUGGCUCGUCAGCACGAAAUUGGCAUCAUGAGAUGCAUUCAUUCUAUACAGCUUGCUUUUGCGGGGCGAUACGAAGAGUAUUCUAAAUCCAGCAACUCGGAGACGACCGGGCCACCGAUAGAUAUUGGUCUCUCAUCAAUUGACAGCUCGCCUGUUGGAUAUCACUUUCUUGCUCGUCAAUGGGCAAGGCAAUCCGUCCUGGCCCACGCCGCUCGGAAGCGCCUGCAGUUCAACUUACCAGAGACUCUGGAGGGUACACAAUGCGCCAUCUCAUUUGAUAUGAGCUACGAAGUCUUGCCUUUUCCAGUGAAUGGGCCCAGAGCGACUUCGAUCCUCAAUGACCUGGAUGUCCUUUCAAAUUCAUCCGUUGAAGUUGUUCAGACCGUGCCACUUUCUUCUAUCGACGCAAGCUUGCUUUUUGGUCUGCCAAUUACGGUCAAGAAUGGACUAGAAAACGGUUUUGAUCAGUAUCAAACAAUGGAAGUAUUGGUGUACUCCUUGCUACGGAACUUACAGGAAAGAGAGCUUGCAUUACUCCUCCAGACUGCACCUCAACACGGACAUACGAAAAGCGCUUCGCAAAGCCUUUUUGGUAGUGCGGGUUCCCAAAUGUUCCUUCUCAUGGCGAAGGAAUUGCCCAAGUCGCUGAGCCAACAACCCCAAUGUGGCAUCUUGUUUCGCUACGCGGAAGCCAUUCAUUUGAUCGGAGAAGCCUCGUCCACCACUCAAAUUUCUCUCAUUGAUCCUGAUACUGAAAGCCAGCUGGUUGACUACGUAGACCAAGCGUUAGACUGUCUAGAGUGUAGCACACCAAAUCCGCAGUACAUGGAGCACGUCGUGCCAUCGUCGGACAAGCAAUCAAGGUUGAGGGAAAUGGCCACCAGUCUAGCAACUAACAUGCAUGCCUAA
Molecule: messenger RNA, 1707 nt
Organism: Phaeodactylum tricornutum CCAP 1055/1
Lineage: Eukaryota; Bacillariophyta; Bacillariophyceae; Surirellales; Neidiaceae
Exons: 3
Coding region: 1-1707 (568 amino acids)
Source: RefSeq, a predicted model, not a curated record